GCCAUCUUGGAGCGGGGCCGGGGCGGACGCGGAGCCGCUGGCGAUGGUGCCGUGACGGUGCCGUGACUCCCCGCGGGGGUCCAGGCCGCCCUGCCUGGAUGAGGGCUCAGCGGCCGAGCCCACCCCCGUCCGCGCGGUGACGGGAGCCGGGCUCGCCUCCCCCUCCCCGAGCGGUGAGGGCCGCCGGGGGGGGCCCGGUGCCCCCUCACCCCCAGCCUGCGGGGCCCCUUUGUUUCCCUGCUGCGGAGGGGAAGGAGGCGAAGGAAAGGGAAGAUGAGCAGCGAGGUGCUGUGGCUUUUCAAGCAGCUGAACCUCCAUCUGGAGCUGGAGGGGCGGUUCCAGCCCCGCGAGAAGGGGCUCAGCCUCAUCGAGGGCGCCGCCGAGAAUGAAAACACUCUGUGUCCAAGACAAAGGAAUGCCAAGGUGGAAGAUCUUUGGAGUCUGACCAACUUCUUUGGAUUUGCAACCGAAACGUUUGUUUUGGCUGUCAACAUUCUGGACAGAUUCUUGGCUCUUAUGAAGGUGAAACCGAAGCAUUUGUCUUGCAUUGGAGUUUGCUGCAUCCAGCUGGCCGCCCGCGUGGUGGAGGAGGAAUGCAAUGUCCCGUCUGCUCACGAGAUCAUCCGGAUCAGCCAAUGUAAAUGCACUGUGUCCGACCUGAAACGGAUGGAAAAGAUAAUUUCAGAAAAGUUGCACUUUGAAUUUAAAGCUACUACUGCCUUAACCUUCUUGCACUUGUACCAUGCUAUUGUACUCUGUCAUACCUCAGAAAGGAAAGAAGUAUUGAAUCUGGACAAGUUGGAAGCACAGCUAAAAGCUUGCAACUGCCGUCUAGUCUUCUCUAAAGCAAAACCAUCUGUCCUGGCCUUGUGCCUUCUCACUCUGGAAGUUCAGACGCUGAAAUCUGUUGAGCUGUUGGAGAUCCUUCUGCGUGUUCAAAAGCAUUCAAAGAUCAGUGAUAGUGACCUACUUUACUGGAGGGAACUGGUCUCCAAAUGCCUGGCAGAUUAUUCUUCUCCUGAGUGCUGCAAGCCUGAUCACAAAAAGCUGGUUUGGAUUGUGUCGAGGCGUACGGCCCAAAACCUACAGAACAGUUACUACAGUGUUCCUGAGCUGCCAACAAUCCCAGAGGGUGGAUGUUUCAAUGGAAGUGAGAGUGAAGACUCCUGUGAAGACAUGAGCAGCGGGGAAGAAAGCCUUAGCAGUUCUCCUCCGAGUGAUCUGGAAGGCACCUUCUUCUUUGAACUCAAACCUAAACCCAAGUGGCAAACCCUCAGCUGUCGGUCUUAGCACCGAGUCUGGAUUGUAUUAGGUUGAAGUUUUGAAUGCAUCAUAGAGUCUUUUGGCAAUAAUAAAUGAGGUGGUAAUCUGUAAACUGUAUUAAGGCAAAACUUGCUGUGGUAUAUCAAUGCUUUGAAUGCCUGCCUUGGUUUUUUUGUUGUUGUAAUUUUAAGGAAUUAAAAAAAAUUCUUUCAGGUCCCCAGAUCAGCAAAAAAAAAAAAAAGUUGUUGUACAGUUCUGUUGUCAACAGCCAUGAAUGUAGUUCUGUACCUGGUGAUCCAAAACCCUCAGCAGUUCAACACCUGAGUUGAUUUCAGGGUCUUGCCUGAGAAGCAUGGAGCAAGAGUGAGCAGCUUUCCUGAGAUUUAAACGGGAAGCUCUUGGUUAAUG
This is a messenger RNA of Ficedula albicollis (Collared flycatcher), 1671 nucleotides long. It is a transcript of the gene CCNG2, whose product is annotated as cyclin G2. Gene Ontology annotation, cellular component: cyclin-dependent protein kinase holoenzyme complex; cytoplasm; nucleus. The coding region runs from base 274 to 1290 and encodes 338 amino acids. The transcript is spliced from 7 exons. Gene Ontology annotation, biological process: regulation of cyclin-dependent protein serine/threonine kinase activity; mitotic cell cycle phase transition. NCBI's taxonomy places the organism in Eukaryota, Metazoa, Chordata, Aves, Passeriformes, Muscicapidae. The record is from RefSeq and is a predicted model, not a curated record. Gene Ontology annotation, molecular function: cyclin-dependent protein serine/threonine kinase regulator activity.